Giardia duodenalis is the source of this 1377-nucleotide messenger RNA. RefSeq names its product NADH oxidase. The transcript has a single exon. Lineage: Eukaryota; Fornicata; Diplomonadida; Hexamitidae. Gene Ontology annotation, molecular function: flavin adenine dinucleotide binding; oxidoreductase activity. Bases 1 to 1377 code for a protein of 458 amino acids. The record is from RefSeq and is a predicted model, not a curated record.
AUGAAGGUCAUCAUCCUUGGGUGCAACCACGGUGGAACAGCCGUCGCGAAGACCAUCAAGCAGCAUGACCCAAGCAUCGAGGUCUCCAUCUACGAGAGAAACGACAACCUGUCUUUUCUGUCCUGCGGGAUAGCUCUCGGUGUCCACGGGACGGUUAAGGACAUGGAGUCGCUCUUUUACUCCAACCCGGAUGACCUUGCGGGACUCGGGUGUGUCUGCCACAUGCAGUACAACGUCACGGAUAUCGACUUUACUACCAAGAAGCUUACCGCAGUUAGCCUCGUGACCAAUGAGACUGUGACGGAGAGGUAUGACAAGAUUGUCUUUGCCACGGGCUCCUGGCCAAUCAUCCCUGACAUCCCGGGCAUCAAGAGCGACAAGGUCCUUCUCUGCAAGAACUAUAUGCACGCCAAGAAAAUCGUCGAAACGUUUUCUCACGAGGAGAACACCAAGCACUGCGUAGUUAUCGGGGCGGGGUACAUCGGUGUCGAGCUUGCCGAGGCCUUCGGGCUGAAGAACCAGCCGUGCACGCUUAUUGACGGCUCUGGUAGGAUCAUGUCUCGUAACUUCGACAAGGAAUUCACUGACAUCUGCGAGGAUGAGAUGCGUGCCCAUGGCGUUCAGCUCCAGAUGGGUGAGAGACUGGAGGCCUUUGACGAGGACGAUGGCAAGAUUGUUGUCAGGACCAGUAAGGGUGUCUACAGUGGAGACGCGGCUAUUCUUUGUAUCGGCUUCCGCCCAGUCACGGAGAUGAUCCUGGAGUCUGCGGAGCGUCACGGUGUCAAACUCGACGUUCACCACCCAUCGAAGGCGAUCAUCAUUGAUGAGUGUGCGAGGACGAGUCUGCCCGGUGUAUACGCCAUUGGAGACUGUGCGACGAUCCACUACACGGUCACAGAUGAGGAUAGGUACAUGCCCCUUGCAACUAAUGCCAUCCGUACAGGCCUGGCCGCUGCUGCGCAUAUCCUCAAGCUGAAGCACCUCAGGCUUAUCGGAACGGAGGGCACGUCGGGGAUCCGCAUAUUCAAGCACCAUAUGGCUUCAACGGGCCUGACGGAGGAGGGCGCCUUACUUGCUGGCAUCAAGAAUGUUAAAUCCGUCAUCAUUAAUGACACGGACAGGCCUGGGUUUAUGCCAACCAACGCAAACGUCAUGGUGAAGCUUGUCUACGACGGGGAUACGCACCGGGUCCUUGGUGGGCAAAUGAUGUCGGAAGCGUCUGUCAACCAGGUCAUGAAUGCACUUGCUGUGUGUAUCCAGAACAGGUACACGAUUGAAAAGAUGGCUGUCCAGGACUUUUUCUUCCAGCCCCACUACAACAACCCGUGGAAUACGCUCAACGUUGCUGCUAUUAGUGCGAUAAACAAGAAGGACUGA